This is a messenger RNA of Microthlaspi erraticum, 1326 nucleotides long. The record is from the annotation of a GenBank genome assembly. NCBI's taxonomy places the organism in Eukaryota, Viridiplantae, Streptophyta, Magnoliopsida, Brassicales, Brassicaceae.
AUGGAGCUCUGUGGAGAGCCACGAUCUACGACUAGGAGGAAGCGCAAGGCGGAUAAUUCUUCUGAUGAUAUCGAAGAUGGUGGUGUCGUAGAAGAACAAGGUGGGGAGGAAAGCGACGCGUCCAGCCACGAAGAGGGCCAAGAAUGGGAUGUUGAUAGCUUCGAUGAUGGAUCCGAUUACAGACCCAAAAAGAAUCUGGAUCCCAACGAUGAGAUAGGUCAAAAGAUGCAUCGAUAUAGGUCUCAGAUGUACCGGAGCAAGGGUUUCGAGGUUGAUAGAGAAAACUACCCGGGGAGUGUGAUUUACCGACCACUCGGUCCCAUUGAUCUCGAUAAACCGUUUAUGACUACUGGACUUACUGGCCGGGAGUACAUGCAAAGCAUGGUUGAUCUGUCUCUCGAAAGAUACAACAGAAUCAAGGGAACUAGUGUGUCAUGUGAGCAUAUCGUGAGGACUAUCACUGCUUUUGUGUCUGGGCUCAAAUGCUACAUUACCUUUAUGGCUAGAGAGUCUCCCAAUGGACAGCCUGUGGAGUAUCAAGCCAAAACAGAGCAGAGAAUUUGGCAAAAAAACACUCACGUCAUCUUUUGUAGGCCAGCUCCAAAACCCAGAGAUGAUGAGUUUGUGUACGCGGAUACUUCUAGUGAUGAGGAUAGUGAUGUGUCCAGUCGAGGAACUGGCCAAGAUUGGGACGUUGAUAGUUUAGACGAGCAACCCGAUUACAAAUCCCCGAGGCAGCAGGCUCCCCACGCUGAGGAAGAGAACAGAAUGCGUCUAUAUAGACCUAAGAUGCACAAGAGCAAGGGUUUCAAUGUGGAUGGAGAAAGGUACUCUGGGGAAUCGGUCUACUUUUCUCCUGUCAACCUUGAUGAAGAGCUGUUAUUCACUGAGCUUACAGGUCGCGAAUACAUGGAAAAGAUGGUUGAUUUGGCUCUCAGAAAAUACAACGAAGUCAAGGGAACCAAUGUCACAUUUGGACACAUUGUGAGGGCUAACUUAACUAGGGUGGAUGGAUACAAGUCAUACAUCACUUUCAUGGCUAGAGAGUUUCCGGGCGAAGAGCUUGUGGAGUAUCAAGCUAAGACUGAGAGGAAGUGUUUCACCGAUCAGUCUCCCCUUCGCCGGACUCCGUCGCUUUCGAUUUUCAAGAUGGGUGACAAGAGGAAGAAGACGUUCAUGUUCAUACGUCUAGUUUCAGCAGCUGGAACUGGAUUCUUCUAUGUCAAGAGGAAGAGUAGCAAGGGACUUCUUGAGAAGCUUGAGUUCCGCAAAUACGACCCUCGUGUUAAUCGCCAUGUCCUCUUCACAGAGCAGAAAAUGAAGUGA